UCGGAAACAUCCUCUAGGGUUGUCGCUAAUUUAGCUUCUCUCGGCGGUGUCGGAGUGUGAAAGUAACUGAAUUUGGACAUGGUCGGAGUCCUGUCCGCUGCAUCUGUGGUUCUCUGGGGGGAUGCCCCAAUUGGAAUUCUGAUUGUUUCCUGACGAUACGACUCGUAAUGAGCGAUGCUGUCUCUCCUGACCCCUGCGCAUCCGUUAGGUUAGAAUCUAUCGUGCGGGAGGAGGAUAUUGUCAAGUAGGAUGCAUGGGACACUCAACCGAGCUCUUGCCGGAUAGGCACGGACAGCGGCUGACAUUCCCCUUUUCACUUUGCUCUACCACAAGCGACAUCGAUGGUUACGAAAUUCCUGGUCUAGAUUGGCUUCAUCAAGGAUCCAGGAUGACAUGCAGUUAACUCGCGACAUCCAGUCAACUUGGCCUGUUUUUUGGUGAAAGGGUUUCGUCGCCUCAGUUGUAAAAUACUUCCUAUAUUCACUGCGAGAAGAGUCAAACCGUGGGAAUUGGGGAGCAAUCUAGAGAAGCGAUGGAGGAUAUGGAUCCUAUCAUCAAUAAUACCUGUGUCUUGAUGAAUUCGGAUGGUUCCGUCAAUGUGGUAACCGAAAAACAGCUGAAGUUAUCUUCUAUGGAACCAGGUUCCGUGCUACUGCAACUUGUUUUGAGUGAGGUCUGCGGAACUGAUGUGCACCUCAAACAUGGUCGCCUUGAUAUUGUGCCAUAUCCCAUUAUUCCAGGCCAUGUUGCAGUUGGUAGAGUAUUUGCCACCGUGGGUUCCAUUGUAGAUGUAGAGGGGUCGCCGGUUGUGCAAGGAGACAUAGUGACCUAUCUCGACGUGAUCGAUACCUGUAACUCUUGUGUGACCUGUUUAGUGGAUAAGCAAACCACUAGGUGCCCGCUAAGGCGAGUGCUUGGUAUUACAUGCAACGCAGAUUCCAACAGUAUUCGGGGUUUAUUAGGUGGCUGGUCCUCCUACGUAUAUCUUCCUCCAAACACGAAGAUCAUUCGGCUACCUGAAAUGUUGCCAGCAAGCGUCUUCAUGGCAGGCGGUUGCGGGCUACCUACAGCAUUGCAUGCAGUGGAUCGGGCGAGUAUUCGACUAAUGGAUCGAGUGAUUGUUCAGGGUUCUGGACCUGUGGGGCUUUUGGCAGCCAUUUUAGCCCGACUUAGUGGAGCUCUCCAGGUUAUUGUGGUGGGUGCUCCAGCGCACAGGCUAAAGGUUGUGAAGGAGUUUGGCAUUGACCACACUAUCAGCAUUGAAGAGUUUCCAGACCCAAGCAAACGUCUUGCUCAGGUGCAAGACCUGACUAGUGGCCAUCUCGGAGACGUCGUGAUCGAGGCCACUGGGCGACCCGAGGCAGUGACGGAGGGGAUGAUGCUUUGCCGCGAUGGUGGCACUUACGUUGUUGUGGGGCAGUACACUGACAAUGGUGAAGUUGCACUCAACCCACAUCAAAUGAUCAACCGCAAACACCUCACCAUCAAGGGCUGUUGGGGUUCUGACUUCAGCCACUUCUACCGAGGAGUCCAGUUCUUGACCAAGCAUGCAACAAGCCUCCCUUGGCACCUUUUAGUGAGCCAGAUCUUCGAGCUCAAGGAUGCUGAUAAAGCAAUUGCAGCUGUGGAGAGGCUUGAGGUUUUUAAGGCCUUGGUGAAACCUUCACAAGCUUAAGGGAUGCUGUACUCGAUGGUUCGAUCCUAUUUAUGAAGAUCCUGUAUCAGGUAGUUUCAUGUUCACUCUCAUCUUUUGUCUUGGUAUGGAAAUGGUCCAUUGCAACUCAGACGAACUCGCUUCUGAAACCUGUCGACAUCGUUCAUCUGACAAAAACUAAUUUGUUCGAUAAAGAAACGGAGUUCACUUGAAGCA
Molecule: messenger RNA, 1870 nt
Organism: Physcomitrium patens
Lineage: Eukaryota; Viridiplantae; Streptophyta; Bryopsida; Funariales; Funariaceae
Source: RefSeq, a predicted model, not a curated record